ACGGCACGCGGGCUGCAUUUAAACACAGCCGGGAAACCACCUUGGCUGGGAUCGGAGCUGCGGGAGCGCUGCAGUCAUGUCGCAGCCAGACCCAGUGAAAAAGAAGCGUCCUCCAGUGAAGGAGGAAGAUCUCAAAGGAGCUAGAGGAAACCUUUCCAAAAACCAGGAAAUUAAGUCCAAAACCUACCAAGUCAUGAAGCAGUGUGAACAAAUGGGCUCUGCAGCACCUUCCAUAUUCAGCCGGGCUCGGACGGGCAGCGAAACGGUCUUUGAGAAGUCAAAAGAUGAGCCGCCCAAAAGCGUCUUUGGCUGAGAGCUGAGCUGCACAUACCUCACCAGGAUGAUGGUUGUAACAUUAUUCCAGAUUUCUACCCCUUGCACUAAGCUCACCAUAGCCACAGAUACCCAACUUCUACCUUAAGUCAUUAAAAAGGGAGUGGGUUAAUAUCAAAGGGUACAACUUCCAUUUUAGUUUUUAUCACAGGCGUUCUUUCUACGUGUCGAAUGGUGUUUGCUACAAUGGUUUGGUAAAUAAACGAUUGUUGGACACA
Molecule: messenger RNA, 551 nt
Organism: Gallus gallus (chicken)
Lineage: Eukaryota; Metazoa; Chordata; Aves; Galliformes; Phasianidae
Gene: MUSTN1
Product: musculoskeletal, embryonic nuclear protein 1
Exons: 3
Coding region: 77-313 (78 amino acids)
Biological process (GO): tissue regeneration; chondrocyte proliferation; chondrocyte differentiation
Cellular component (GO): nucleus
Source: RefSeq, marked provisional